AUGGCUGCUGUACCCUGCUGACUGGCUUAGUCGAGUUGUGAAGCUGCAUAUAAGUUCAUUGAUAGACAACGGUCUUUAAUGUCAGAGGCCAAGCCUUAACUGAUGCAAAAAUCACACUGUAAUGCUGACUUUGAGGCUACUACAUCAGGGUUUGUUGAUACUGGGAAUUGAACCCUGAUCUCCCAGGGGAAAGGGCAAUGUUUGGUGUGUUGGGCCAGGGAGCUGGCAUGAUGGUGGCUGUCAUGUGUGAGUUAAGAGCUGGUUGCUCCAUGGAUUGCACCACAUGGUCUGGUCUUUCCUGCCUACAAACCAGGUGUGACAUACCAAUAGUGAUUACUGUGAACAGAACAGAACAAAGAAGAACAGGAGAGAGAACAGAAGAAACUUCCGAGAAUCAAGGCUCAGGAGAGUGAAGAAUGUAGAGAGGAUGAAAGGAGCAUUGAAGCUCAUAUCAAUGAAAUGUCUACAGAGAUGCUUAAGGUACACCCAGAUCUGAACUCUUUAAAGGAGAGAAUGAGACGAACCUAUGCAUACCGAAAGACCUUCAUGGCAACUGCCAAGGCAGAGGAAAUCAUCGAAAAGUUUCCCGCACUGAAGCUUCCUAAAAUACUUCUGUGGGAGAUGAAGGAGCAAUUCCUUGUAGAAGCUGAUCGCAGAAUGGUCACAGAGCUGGAUCGAAUGGCAACGAAGACGGUUCAAAGAGCAUCUAUGUGUGACCUAAAGGACUGCUGCCAGAGGGCAAUCAAUGCCUGCCUGGAUGAUUCAGUAAGACGAGGACUCAUUAGGGAUGCAGCAAUUCUACUGCUGCCUUCCAUUUUCAGAGAGGACUCAUCCUUUCUAUACACUCUACUGGAGGAGCCAAGCGUGCCUACUCCAGCAAUCAUGCUCCAUAACACACACGAGGGGAACCCUUUGCAGGCACAAAGGAUAACCCUAUACCUGGAUGGUAUACAGGUUUUGACUGAGGACAGCAGCAUGGACAUAUCAUAUGCUAUGAGUGCAUUAAUGUCACUCUAUUUUGUUUUUGCUGUCCAGUACCCAAAGGAACUGAGAAAAACUCUUAUUUUCAUUGAAAUAUUUGUGUUGGGGAUCAAGGACCACAGUGUUGUACCCAUUUCAGUGAAGAGACUAUACAACUGUGUCGGAAGUGGGGAGUAGUGAGUAGAUGUGUUGCAGCAUGGGAUUUCAUGCUUUAUGUUCUUGUUAAUGGUCAAAUUCCUGCUGCUGCCCUUUGUUUGUACAUAUUGAUUAAAAAAAUACCCCUUAUUUAAUACAUAUUUUGGACCAAUACAUUUUGUUUGAUUUUGGCAUAGUGAUGUCUCUAGAUUUCCAUUAUUGUUACACUACGUAAAAUUUUGAGUACUUAUUACAUAACACUGAAAAGUAUUUAAACAUUAUUUAAAUCAAUGUGAAAACUUUGUGGGAUUCCCUCACUUUCUCAUGAUUCUGUUCCACUGUCACAAUUAGUACAUACAGUAUGUACACUGAUUCUUUUCAUUGGACCAUGCAUUAUUUUAUUGUUUGUAGAUAGCUUACAAUAAGGCACAGUAAAUGCAGUAAGUGCACCUUGGAUUGAUUGAACUAAAACUAUUUUGUGUCUCUUUCUGCCAUGUCACCAUUGCUGGAGAUUUAUUUACACAAAUUCACCUACUGAGGACAGCAUGAUGUGUCUGGCCUGUCAUGUUGCUGAUUCCACUGGACCUAUGCUGACUUUUGACCUGUUCUCCCCUGGGAC
This is a messenger RNA of Nerophis lumbriciformis (worm pipefish), 1735 nucleotides long. RefSeq lists its product as uncharacterized. Lineage: Eukaryota; Metazoa; Chordata; Actinopteri; Syngnathiformes; Syngnathidae. The record is from RefSeq and is a predicted model, not a curated record.